UUCGUUGUAAAAAUUGCGUUGAUUUGAUGUUGGUUCAUUGUGUGUACCAAUCACCAUAGAGCUCUCAUAAGCUUCAAGAUGGCCGACGUGCAGAAAAGACUGCAAAGUGAGGUUGAAAAAUACCAAAGUGUUCAGAAAGACCUUCAGAAGUACAUGUCUGUGAGGCAACAGCUUGAUGCCCAGCUGAAUGAAAACACCUUGGUGAAGGAGGAAUUGGACCGUCUUGAAACGGAGUCCAAGGUGUACAAGAUGAUUGGUCCAGUGCUGGUCAAGCAAGAUCUGGAGGAAUCCAAGCAGAACGUGCAGAAAAGAAUCGACUAUAUCUCUGGUGAAAUAAAACGUCAUGAUGUAACAAUCAAGGAUUUAGAAAAGAAACAAGAUUCUCAAAGAGAGACACUAUCGAAACUCCAGCACCAGUUCCAACAAGCACAAGUCAAGGCUGCAGCAAGAGCAUAACAGAGUUACUUCCCCUAUACAUAACAUCAUGCUUACCUCCCUUUGUAUCAGCUCCUCCAUUACUGCCUGACUCGUGUCAUUUGCUGUCCCUCCUACACAACUAAAUUUGAUAACUGCAUCAACUAUGUAUCUUUUGUUCACUUCAAGCUAAUUUAAUUUCAAAAUUUCAUUUCUUGUACAGAAUUUCAGAGCCAAAUACUUGAAAUUUUCAACAGCAUCAUUGUAAUGAUUUGAGGACGUUCUUCACAGAACUCAUUAUUUUCCUUUCAGACUUCAUGUGUGUGUAAUUUUUGUACAAAGUAAAAUUUGUUCAUAUGAAA
Molecule: messenger RNA, 776 nt
Organism: Haliotis rufescens (red abalone)
Lineage: Eukaryota; Metazoa; Mollusca; Gastropoda; Lepetellida; Haliotidae
Product: prefoldin subunit 6-like
Exons: 4
Coding region: 79-456 (125 amino acids)
Biological process (GO): protein folding; chaperone-mediated protein complex assembly
Cellular component (GO): prefoldin complex; cytoplasm
Molecular function (GO): protein-folding chaperone binding
Source: RefSeq, a predicted model, not a curated record